This is a messenger RNA of Mytilus trossulus (common blue mussel), 1605 nucleotides long. RefSeq lists its product as uncharacterized. The record is from RefSeq and is a predicted model, not a curated record. Gene Ontology annotation, molecular function: zinc ion binding. Lineage: Eukaryota; Metazoa; Mollusca; Bivalvia; Mytilida; Mytilidae. Bases 1 to 1605 code for a protein of 534 amino acids. The transcript has a single exon.
AUGACACAAACAGCCCCUCAGUGGUGUACUGAAUGUGAAGAAACACUGUGUUCCGAAUGUACAGAAGCCCACAAAGUCCAAAAAAUGUCACGAAGUCACCAUUUGGUUGAGAUAUGUAAACUACCGAAGAACAUUCAUCUAUCCAAUAACUGUUCAAUGCAUCAACAGUUGCCUUUAGACUAUUUUUGUGUCGAUCAUGAUAUUGUAUGUUGUAAGGAAUGUUUGCCAAAAUAUCACAGAGUAUGCAAGAACAUCACAUCAAUUGAUUUUGCAUCAAAGAGUUCUAAACAAUCAGACACGUUCCUGUUUUUUAAAGACCAGUUGUGCCUUAUUUUAGAAACAUUAGAUAGACUAAACACCAAUCGAAAGGAAAAUUUGAGUCGAAUAGAACAAGAAGAAAUACAAAUUCGAAAUCAAAUAGCGAAAACAAAAGAAAAUAUCAUCCAGCGUUUGGAAUCGUUAGAAGAGUCACUUAUUUAUCAACUAACCGAACUCAAAAGCAAAGAUGUCACUGAUAUUAAAAGACAAGAGAAAGAUAUAGGUGAUUUAGUAGCAUCUACCAAAGCACAAAAAGAAGUGCUAGAAUUUAUAAGAGAUCAUGGUUCAGAAAAACAAGCAUUUAUUUCAAUUUAUUCAUCUAAACCAAUCUUGGAUGUCAUUGAAAACAAAGUAAAAGAGCUGACCGAAUCGUGUGUAGACACCAGUCUUUGGUUCGUUGAAAGUGUCUCGAUAGAAAAUUUAACGGAUCUCGGUUCAAUAGAAUGGAAGUACACGCCUAGUUCCGUUUCAAUUGACGCAUAUAAACAGCGGCAGUCACAGGCACCUAUCGUUCUAAAGCGGCAGGUUACCUCAAUCACCCAUCUUUUCGACAUUGACCCGAAAGAAGAAAAACUCGAAGGCGUAACUGGCAUCACUAUAUCAGACAAUAAUACCUUGAUUUUCUGUGAUGUCAUUAAGAAAAGACUUUUUUUUUGUGAUGAAAACGACACCUAUUUAUCAUCUAUCAGCUGUCCAUAUGAUCCAUGUGAUAUAUCAGCAAUACCUCAAACAACAACUGCUGUUGUGUCUUGUGCAUAUAAUUCGUACAUAUUGUUCGUCGACAUAGAUGGACGAAAAAUAUCAAAACAGCUUCAAUUGAAACAAAAAAGAACUGAUGGUGUUUCUGCAACAAAAGAUGAGAUAUUUGUAGGAGCUAAAGGAAAGAUACAUGUCCUAGAUGUAUGCGGAAAUUUCAAAAGAACAAUAAAUGCACAAACAGUUGAGCAUUGUCCUGCUUUAAUUUCCGUUUGCUCAAAUAGAAACAUUUGUUAUUCAUUCAAUCAUGAAAUUUACUGCAUCACGUCAAACGGAAAUACAGUAUUUACUUAUACUUCUCCCAAUCUUCGUCAAUCACGGGAUAUUCAAAUAGAUGAUGUUGACAACAUAUACGUCCUUGGUCGCGAUUCACAAAACAUUCAUCAACUCAGAUCUUCUGGGACACUUGAAGACAUCUUAUUGAAAGACUAUGUGUACAAGCCCCUUGCAUUCUGUUACAAUAAGAAACAAUCUAAGAUUUAUAUUGCAAAUAAUGACGGCAAAACAAUAUCCGUGUUCAAAACAAAAUAA